AUGUCACAGUAUUCCAGCGGCCACUACCAACGAUCCCCACCCCAGCACGGCCAGCAAGAUCAGUAUGGGCGAUAUCAGCAGCCGGGCCAGAAUGGAGGACACCAGCAGCAGCCAUCUGCUUACCCGCCAGAGCAGCAGCCGCCUACCCAAUAUUCCUACCCAGGCCAGCCCGCCUACAACCCUCCAUACCCCGGAGGAGGUGCCGUUCAGCAGCCUCAGCCUGGUUAUGCCUAUCAAGAAUACUCGCCCAGAAACGCAAGCUACCCUGGAGGCCACCAGCCGCAACAUCCCCAGCAGUAUGACCCUCAGAACUACGCCCAGCCUGCCCGCUCACCUCCUCAACCGUCCUACAAUCCUGCCGCGUACGCUUCAUUCACCCAGAGCGGACACCAGCCAUCGCAGUACAGCACUGCCGCGUAUGCCGAAGCGCCAUUGCACGGCACGAGUGGCCCAGUAGACCCGUACGCAUACUCGCCAGGCAAUUACACUCCAGCGAGCACCUCUUCGCAUUCUGCUUUCUCUCCUCACUCGCAGUAUGGGCAGUCGCCUCAUCAAGGAUACAGUCCGCAACAACCGCAAUACAACUCUCAGACCCCAGCAGAUCGAUAUAGUUAUGCGCCAACGCAAAGUCCCCCGCCAGCCCAUUCGCACUACUACACCCCGUCUGUUUCUCAGGCUUCUGGCGUUCCCUAUCCUACUGCUGUGCCGCCUUACUCAGGCUCCGUACAUGUUCCUUAUCCAUCUGCUGGUGCUGGUGGACCGGAGCACUACUGGUCACCCCGUCCUCCAGCACACAUCGGUCUUGGUCAGUCUCCGUCAACGAAUCAGUCGGGCAUGUCUCCGCCGAGCUCUACCCCUGGUCCCACGCCUCCCGCGCACGGUUCCCUGCCUGUCCGGUCUAACACAUGGGAUCGACAUCCACAAGACAGGCCGUUACCUCCUCAGCCGGGCACUGACUUACAUUCUGACUAUUUUGAACACUCUUCGCGUCCCGGAGCGUCUGCGAGAUAUAACCGAGAUGACGACGACGAUCCGGAUCAGGAAGAUCUAUUUGAGGAUAUAGAGAACGUACUCUAUGGGAACCCCCGCGCUUCCCACAGUCCAUCUAUAGCCAUCAGUCAGGCACCUUCCGCGCCUCCAUUCAGCGCUUCGCGGAUCAGUGAGAGGUCGACGAACGGUGUUAAUGGCCACCUCUCACCAGUACCUCAAAGCGCCGCGCAUCAGCCGGCCUACGCCAGCGAUAGCGACGCCGAGGCAGCCCAUGGAAACGCAAUGAUGCGCGAACACGAAGCACGAGAGCGACUCGAGAAUGAAAGGCCUAGCUCGGGUCAGCUCCCAUUCAAUGGCCUUGGGGGCUCUCAGGGACCAUCGCGAACUCCACAUACAGACGGCAGCGACAGUGAAGACUAUGGCUUAGUGGAUGUGGAUAUAUCUACAUUUGGUGGCGGCGAAGGCAUCCAUAUCACUUACGGCGGCAACCCGAAUCAGCUCGUCGCUGGCGGCGAGGUCUAUAGUCCAGCGAACAGCCAACCGGUCUCCAGCCAGCACAGCUCAAUGCGCAGAUCUCACGCUUCACAAUCGUCGCAGCUGAGCCGGAACUCGUACGAUCACCGAUCAGAGUCCAUACACCCAUUCCCGCCAUUCAACCCGGCCGCACGUGUUGAAGUGGGAGGCACUGGAGGCCUUGCCGAACCGAGCGCCAUCGGGCGCCGACAGAGUUACGAUGAGGGCGACGAAUACUCCCUGAUGGAGAGCCACUUACCAGAACGAUUCCCUGACGAACCACCAGAUAUUCCCUACCAUCAAGCGAGCUCCUCCUUUCCCUCACGCCCUCUACCUGCAGUUCCGUAUCAAGACAACAAAACGCCUCCUGGAGCAUCCAAAGCAUUGCCACCGCUCCCAGGUCAAGGGCCCAAUCCAAGCGCACCGGAUGCCUACAUGAUCAACGCUCAAGGGCAAUAUGUUCCACGAUCAACAUCUUUGAUCAGCCACAGCAAUACACCUCAAGUGAUGCAGCCUCUACGUUCGAAAACAGACGCGGAGGAGAGAAGGAAACAGCAGGCACGACUGUCAGGUCUCUCCACAAUUGACUCAACACCUGCCAGUGGCAGUAUGCUCGUGGAUCUCCCAGCCAUUGGAAAGCGCUUCUCUCCGUCGAAACUUGGGGCACCGGACUUCAAAAAGUGCAUUGAACCUUGGUCGCUAAUGUCUUUGCUGAAAUGGCUGCUCCAAGUCACCAGUCCGGAGCAAAAUACCGAACUGAAAGAGGCCGAUAUCAAAGAAGCCCUGGUUGCACUCUUCACCAACAAGGUGCCUACCAUGAACAUCGCGGACGCGGAAGGCUUGAGCUGCAGGGUGGUGGAAGACAUGUACGAUGCCGGAACUCUCGUCACCACCGAGGAAUGGGUCAGACUUGUGCCCGGCUACAUCUCUGGAGUGAUAUUUCAGCUCAGCCAAGCCGGAUGCUAUUCGCCCACUGUCCACAACCACAUCAUUCCGAACAUGCGCUGUUACUCUCAUCUUUGUCAACGAACGCUCAAGAAGAUCAAUCUCCAAACGCACUCGUCACGCUCGGUAGCAGACUGGGCUGGGUACUACAACCUGAAGAAGGAAGACGUCGACGGCAAGGACAAGAAAGAGAUCGAGAAGCAGAACGUCCUGCACGAAGUUGUGACGACGGAAGAGAAGUACAUGGAUGAUCUUGAGGUGCUGCAAACGCUCUACCGGGAUCAACUUGCGCGGGUAGAACCUUCUGUCAUCACGCCAAAGCGGAAGGACAAAUUUCUCCGGGAUGUUUUUGGCCGUGUGGAUCCCAUCAAACUGGCGAACGAGGAGCAUCUCCUUCCACAGCUGAAGUAUCGGCAAAUGGAACAGGGACCCUGGAUCGUGGGCUACAGUGACAUCUUCAGGCAGUGGAUUCGCAAAGCCAAGGCUGCCUAUGUGGAGUACGCCAACGACUUCCCUCGGGCGGAUUACAUGGUCAGGCAAGAGAUGGAACGCAACAUCGAGUUUAAAUUGUUCGUCGACAGAGCCCAACGGGAUAAGAAGUCGAGUAGGCUUGCAUUCGACAGCUUCUUGAAGUCUCCAAUUACUCGACUGCAGAGGUACCCACUGCUGCUUAGUCAGAUUUCGAAGACUAUGAAGGACGGCACUGCGGAGAAGGCGAAUCUCAUGAUCGCGGUCGAAGAGGUCAAGGCAGUCGCAAUGGAGUGUGACACUCGGGUCGCGGAGCAGCAGAGGAAGAUUGACAUGUCAGACCUAGGACACAGACUGGUCCUACGGCCAGGUAUGGAGAAGGAAGUCGAACUUAAUCUGGAGCACUUCGGACGUGCCUUGAUCCACAGGGGUGACUUGCAACGCAUGGGCAGCAACCGCUUCACUUGGCUCGACUGCCACGCUAUACUCUUUGAUCACUACAUGAUCAUUGCCAAGAGCGUAGCUCAAAGGACCAACGAGGGCGGCAAGCGAGACAUGUACGACGUGUCGAGGCUGCCUAUUCCGAUGGAUCUGCUCAUAGUGGACAGCGCAAACGAUCCACCUGUGCAGAAGUCCAGUUACAUCAAAGGCAUUACAUCCGUCCGUGAAGCCGCGGGCAGAAACACACCCUCAGACCCUGCAGCGCUUGCUAGAACGCCUUCCAACCAAUUUACAGGACCGGGCACCUUGGCGCAUACCAACACGGCAGCUUCCUCAAAUUCGUUGACGGCUGUAACUUCACUCGGAGAGGGAAAGGAUUCUGAUCGCAUACUGUAUCCCUUCAGAAUAAAGCAUCUCGGUCGCGACACGUACACAUUGUUCGCUCUUACAGAACAAGCAAGGAAAGAUUGGACAACGAAGAUCAUAGAAGGCAAGACAAAGCAUGCUGCUGCUUUGCAUGCCCAGAAUGCAGAACCCUUCCGCCUGAGGGUCAUGGCCGACUCUGCUUUCGUGUAUGAUGCAUAUGCGGGCAGCGGUAAAGGAGUACUGAUCAAGGGAACACCUAUGGACCGAGCGAUCAAGGACGUCGAACACCGUUUCAAGGACACGGGACGACCAGGCCCAGUCUGCCGAGCAAGGGUCAAUUGCGCCACGAGCUUCACCACACCAUAUCCGGGCAGGCAGAUGGUUGCUAUCGGCACCGAAUAUGGUGUCUUCGUGAGCGAGCUGGACAACCCUCGCGGCUGGAUCAAGGUCAGUCUAGUAUAUCGCCAUCUCGUAGAUCAAUUCGCUCACCGAUAAACAGGCUAUCAAUAUGUCGCGCGUGACACAAGUCGCGGUCUUGGAAGACUUCAAUCUCUUCCUACUGAUCUCUGACAAAUCGCUCAUAGCAUACCACCUGGAUGCCAUCUGCCCAAGUGACCGCAGCGGACCUACACCGAUUAAUGACUCUGCUCGAAAAGCACCCCAGAAGCUGUCUGGUAGCAGAGACGUGGGCUUUUUCGUCGCCGGAAGGAUGAAAGACCGGACCUUGGUCUUCUACAAGAAGCGAGAGAACUUGAACUCCGUGUUCAAGGUCCUGGAACCGGUGUACCAGAAAUCGACGGAGAAGAAACGCGUGGGCAUGUUUAAGCGCGGCAACACGGAGUUCUUCCGGGAGUAUGAUGAGUUCUACAUUCCUACGGAAUGUAGAGGCAUGGAUCUCUUCCACUCGAGUCUGGCUGUGAGCACGUCGAGAGGAUUCGAGGUCCUGACACUGGACAAGAAGCAGCCGUGGAGUGUACCAGAACUCAAGGCGGACCACGUACAGAAUAUCGCGCAGCGCAUCCGAGAGCAAGUAGCUCUCAGCAUGCUGCGGUUGAGCGAGCAAGAAUUCCUGCUCGUGUACGCCAACUGUGCGGUCUACGUCAACAAGCACGGUGACGUCUCGCGAUCGGUGGUGAUGGAGUUCGUGGGCCACGGACAGAACGCGGCAAUAUACGGCCCUUACUUGGUCCUCUUCAACGAGGAUUUUGUUGAGAUCCGCAACGCACAGAACGGGCGAUUGAAACAAAUCAUCGCGGGACGAGAGAUCAAAUGCCUGGACGACGGGACGAAUUGGAGUGCCAAUGGUGGAGCCAUACCGCCUACGAAUGGGAUCGUGAACGGGCCGACGGCGCAGGCUGGGCGGACGUUGAAGUUGGUGAUGCAGCAUCCGGAACAAGAAAAGAAUCAGAUUGUGGUGGAACUGCUGUUGAAUGAGAAUAUGAAGGAGUGA
Molecule: messenger RNA, 5173 nt
Organism: Lecanosticta acicola
Lineage: Eukaryota; Fungi; Ascomycota; Dothideomycetes; Mycosphaerellales; Mycosphaerellaceae
Source: the annotation of a GenBank genome assembly